Zeugodacus cucurbitae (melon fly) is the source of this 2435-nucleotide messenger RNA. RefSeq lists its product as uncharacterized. The record is from RefSeq and is a predicted model, not a curated record. Bases 357 to 1517 code for a protein of 386 amino acids. Lineage: Eukaryota; Metazoa; Arthropoda; Insecta; Diptera; Tephritidae. The transcript has 2 exons. Gene Ontology annotation, molecular function: nucleic acid binding.
UAUUACAAAUCAGCUGUCAAUUAGAUGUCAGUUGAUUUCGCUGUAUAGGUUUCCUUCGCACAACCGGUGGUAGAGAAAUCAGUGUAGUUUUCACUUUCUUGGAAUAAAAAUAAAAAUAUUUAAUAGUGUGCGAGAGUUCCAUAACGUUUUUUAGUAUUUAUAUUACGUGUACUUAGCGAAUUUUAUACUAUUAACGCAAUAAUUUCACUUGAUUUGUUGCAACACAAACUUAUUGGAGGCAAAAGAGUGGACGGUCUACGUUUGGAGAACACCACGAAAAGUACGAAGAGAACUACAUUUGAGCUUUCCUGCGUGGUCGUUUGUUUGGUGGCAGCUUUAAAAUAUCGAUUAGCAAAAUGGCAGACGAAGAUUUAUCGAUGAACGAAGAUCAACUACUGGACAAUCUCGAUGAGGCAAAUGGCGAGCACGAAGCAGAACUAAUGAAUAGACUUACUAACGAGCAACGCUUGCAAAUCAUUGAAUUUUAUUACCAAAAUCAGUGUUCGGUUCGAAAUGUGUUUCGCGCUUUACGUCCGAUUUAUGGUCUACAUAAUCGACCAAGUGAGCAAACAAUUAAUGCGAUUGUGACCAAGUUUCGCACUCAGUUUACUUUAUUGGACAUUAAACCAACCACACGAAUGCGUACAGUGCGUACAGAAGAGAAUGUUUCUGAGAGUGUGGCUGAAGACCGUGAAAUGUCGAUUCGUCGCCGUUCGCAGCAAUUGGGUUUGUGUUAUUCGACCACAUGGAAGAUUUUACGCAAAGAUCUUGGUGUAAAACCGUAUAAAAUACAGCUCGUGCAAGAACUGAAGCCGAACGAUCUGCCACAACGUCGAAUUUUCAGUGAAUGGGCCCUAGAAAAGUUGGCAGAAAAUCCGCUUUUUUAUCGACAAAUUUUGUUCAGCGAUGAGGCUCAUUUCUGGUUGAAUGGCUACGUAAAUAAGCAAAAUUGCCGCAUUUGGGGUGAAGAGCAACCAGAAGCCGUUCAAGAACUGCCCAUGCAUCCCGAAAAAUGCACUGUUUGGUGUGGUUUGUACGCUGGUGGAAUCAUUGGACCGUAUUUUUUCAAAGAUGCUGUUGGACGCAACGUUACGGUGAAUGGCGAUCGCUAUCGUUCGAUGCUAACAAACUUUUUGUUGCCAAAAAUGGAAGAACUGAACUUGGUUGACAUGUGGUUUCAACAAGAUGGCGCUACAUGCCACACAGCUCGCGAUUCUAUGGCCAUUUUGAGGGAAAACUUCGGAGAACAAUUCAUCUCAAGAAAUGGACCCGUAAGUUGGCCACCAAGAUCAUGCGAUUUAACGCCUUUAGACUAUUUUUUGUGGGGCUACGUCAAGUCUAAAGUCUACAGAAAUAAGCCAGCAACUAUUCCAGCUUUGGAAGACAACAUUUCCGAAGAAAUUCGGGCUAUUCCGGCCGAAAUGCUCGAAAAAGUUGCCCAAAAUUGGACUUUCCGAAUGGACCACCUAAGACGCAGCCGCGGUCAACAUUUAAAUGAAAUUAUCUUCAAAAAGUAAAUGUCAUGAACCAAUCUAACGUUUCAAAUAAAGAACCGAUGAGAUUUUGCAAAUUUUAUGCGUUUUUUUUUUAAAAAAAGUUAUCAAGCUCUUAAAAAAUCACCCUUUACGUUCAAAAUUUAUAACUUUAUUGGUUUUAGCAAAGUAUUUAUAUUUCUGCCGACAGCUCGUUUCGAAUAGAGGAUCUGACGGCGCAGCGUCUGAAUCUUUUUCAAAGAAAACGCAUGUACCCAUUGGAUAGUCAUAUGUACCUGUUAAUAUUCGUGUUAAGGAUUUAUAUGUAUUUAUAUAGUGGUAUUUAAUUACCUUUAAAGAUAUUUCCAUUCACUUCAGCGAUUGGGUCCUUUUCAAGUCCUAUGAUUUUAACAGCUAUAUUCUCAUCUAGAUCAAGUGCACCAAGUUGAUUUUUGAAAUCAGCGAAAAUUAAAAAUUCUUCUUCCUCAUAGUCGGACUCUUCGUCAAUAUUCAUUGUAAUUACAACGUAAUUAUUAUAAUAAUUGUUAUUUUAGUCACAAUUCGUAGUAAACAAUUAUUUGUCGACAGCUGAUGUUUUUGGCGGUGCGUUAAUUUUGCGGUGCUGUAUGUCAGUAGAUGCCAGAGAUAUGCAAAUAUGCAACAUACAUAUGGAAAAGUAUAUUGACUUAAAUGAACUUUAUUCUAUUUCUAAUUGUUUCAUUUUCACGUAAACAUUAAUAAUAUUUCAAAAAUUAGACAAAAUAUAUAAUACUUUUCUGCUAGUAUUAACUUUUGCGUAAUCAAAACUAUACUCUUCACAUAACAUUGUACCAUAGAAAUGCAACCCUAUAUGUUCAUUGAAAUCUAUUACAAAUCAGCUGUCAAUUAGAUGUCAGUUGAUUUCGCUGUAUAGGUUUCCUUCGCACAACCGGUGGUAGAGAAAUCAGUGUAGUUUUCACUUUC